UCCCGAAGGUACUGCGGUCAAUGGCGUGGGACCACCGGUGAUAGCCCAGAAUACGCAGACGCCCCAAAGAGACUUCCGUCUGGUGUUCAAAUGCCGCGCCGCAACUUGCGCCGUCAAACUUCGAAUGACCGUGAAAGCCCUGCUCUUCGCUCCACGAGUUGUUUGAUUGCCCUGCUGGGACGGGAUGAGCCGAUGGUUGCCAGCUCGAGAGAUGGCCUGUCAGCACGCCAAAAAAACUGAACUUUGUAUUUCUUUAAAGAGGACAAGGCCGGGACGACUUUCAGCGACGCCCACCAGAACGCGACUGCCAUGGACGCCAGCAGCGCAAGCUUUGCACUUCACGAGCUCGCUGUGUUCGCGUCUGCCGACGCUGGGCAGACGGGACAGUCACUCCGCGAUGCAUGCCUCUGCUUGCGCGUCGGCACCUGCGAGUUCUCCAAGGGCACAUGGGCGCUGCACAUCAACGAUGGCCAUCCGACCAUUUCCCCGCUCUUGGACGCGCUUGUCGCUAUUCCAGAUGCCCGCCGCCAUGUCGCGCAUCUUCUCGUCGAACAGGCAUUCGGCGCCACGCAUGCGUCCGACCCAGAAGAACACGCAAGGCUCAUGGUGCUUGAGAAGAAAUCUGCCCAUGAGGUCAAAAGGCUCCUGGAGUUGCUGGCCCCAACGCUGCAGACUUUGACCCUCAUCCGCGCGUCGGUUGACCCAAUUUCCCCGGCUUUGCGAGGCACCAGCGUGCUCAAGGGCCUGCACCUCCCUUUACUCCAGCAACUGUGCAUCUCUGGCCCUGCCGAGACGACGGCUGCGUUCGAGCUGCCGCUAUCGCCGAAGCUUGCGCCUUCGCUUCGACGACUGCAAGUCCCCAGCGACAUGCUCCAUCCCCACCAGGCGUCCGCCUCUCGCUUGACCGUCCCGCACCUUGCGCACCUCGUCGUGUCGCCUCUGCGGGCGCGCUGUACAGCCUCUCAGCUCGAGGCGCUGCGCACAUAUGGCGAGAACAUCGGCGUGUUCGUCAAGACGGGCAAGGAGGCUCUCGGCGGCUCUCCGCCGUCUUCCUCGGCAACGGGGCCCUGCGUAGAGGUGGUGGCCCCUUUGUCGCUUAACGCGGCCCGCGUGGCUGAGGUCGGACGGCUCCAUUGGGAGCUGCUGGGAUGGCUGAGGCCAGAGCUGUCACGCUCAUGCCUGAAGUUCAACGCCAUCGAGCGAAAUGCAGAGCCAACGUACGAAGAGACAGCGGUCACAGUUAAGACAGAGUGGUUAGUGCGUCGUCGGGAAUAUGUUCUGAGAUGAGUGACGAAAGCCCGUCCGUCGUGUUUCAUCGGUAAGUUAUCUGUG
This is a messenger RNA of Phanerochaete carnosa HHB-10118-sp, 1332 nucleotides long. RefSeq lists its product as uncharacterized. The coding region runs from base 310 to 1287 and encodes 325 amino acids. The record is from RefSeq and is a predicted model, not a curated record. NCBI's taxonomy places the organism in Eukaryota, Fungi, Basidiomycota, Agaricomycetes, Polyporales, Phanerochaetaceae. The transcript has a single exon.